ACUUGAGUGCACGAAACGAACACAUGUUUGUUGUUUUUCCCAGGUAUUAGGUGUCAACCACUUGAACCAUCCAGAAUGACCUACCACUCUUUUUGUGAUGUUGUGAGCAACCAACCCCACAGGAUUUGGAUCUUCUGAAGCCAAUUGGUGAUCAAUAUCAAAUUAUCAAUAAAACGGUUAUCUAAUUUCUAUACCGACCAAAAAAUGAAGAGAAGAAGAAGAAUGGUUAGAUUUCCAUCUUCCUCCGCCUUCCUUAAUCCUUAGCAUCAUCAUCAUCAUCGUCAUCCUGUCUCUCCGCUUCUGUCCAAAUUAUAUGGGUGUUUGGAUGAACUGCUUGCAUUUUCUUUUCAAUUCAUCAAAAAACGGGAGAGCGCACAUGUAGUGCAAAUCUAUUUUAAAGAGGGAAAUUUGUGAGUUUUGAUGGAUUUUCUGCCGGACCAGUUAUUAUGGGAGAUCUUGAGCAGGAUUAAGAAAACCACUGACCGAAACUCUGUUUCUUUGGCAUGUAAGCGCCUGCACGGAUUGGAUAAUGAACAGAGACAAUCUCUUCGGGUUGGUUGUGGAUUAGACCCUGCAAAUGAAGCUUUGACAUCUCUCUGCAGUAGGUUUGUGAACUUGACAAGGGUUGAGAUAACUUAUGCCGGUUGGAUGUCCAAACUAGGAAAGCAGUUGGAUGACCAAGGGCUUCUUAUUCUUUCCAACUACUGUCCUUCUCUGGUGGAUCUCACAUUAAGCUACUGCACAUUCAUCACGGAUGUGGGUAUCCGUCACUUGUCUUCUUGCUCAAAACUUUCAGCUUUGAAGUUGAAUUUCAACGCAAGGAUAACUGGAUGUGGCAUAUUAUCUGUUGUUGUGGGCUGCAAGAACCUCACUACCCUACAUCUUAUCCGAUGCUUAAAUAUUAGCAGUUUUGAGUGGCUUGAAUAUCUUGGAAGGCUUGAAACUCUGGAAGAUCUCUCCAUUAAGAAUUGCAGAGCUAUUGGGGAGGGUGAUUUGAUUAAGCUAGGUUCCAGUUGGAAAAAAUUAAAAUGCUUGCAAUUUGAGGUUGAUGUUAAUUACAGAUAUAUGAAAGUUUAUGAUCGUUUAGCUGUGGAUCGAUGGCAAAAGCAGUGGGUCCCAUGUGAGAAUAUGGUGGAACUUAGCUUGGUAAAUUGCAUCAUCAGCCCGGGGCGGGGGCUUGCUUGUGUGCUGGAGAAGUGCAAGAAUUUGGAGAAGAUUCACUUGGACAUGUGUGUUGGGGUAAGGGACUGUGACAUCAUAGGCUUAGCUCAAAAGUCAAAAAAUCUUCGCUCCAUUUUCCUUCGCGUUCCGUCAGAUUUCUCACUUCCUCUUUUGAUGAAUAACCCAUUGAGAUUAACUGAUGAAUGUCUAAAAGCUUUGGCGCAAAACUGUUCUAUGCUUGAAUCUGUCAGGAUAUCUUACUCGGACGGGGAGUUCCCUUCUUUUUCCUCAUUUACAUUAGAUGGAAUCCUCAAUUUGAUUCAGAAGUGCCCUGUGCGGGAACUUGCUUUCGACCAAGUGUAUUCCUUUAAUGAUGUUGGUAUGGAAGCUCUUUGCUUGGCUCAGCAUCUGGAGACCUUGGAGCUAAUCAGAUGCCAAGAGAUAAGCGAUGAGGGGCUGCAGCUCGUGGGCCAGUUUCCCCGGUUGUCCAUUUUGCGUUUAAUCAAGUGUUUAGGGGUUUCUGAUGAUGGGUUGAAGCCGCUUGCAGGGUCAUACAAAUUGGAAUUGUUAGCUGUGGAAGAUUGUCCUCUAAUUUCUGAAAGAGGAGUUCUUGGAGCUGCGAAGUCCGUAUCUUUCAGACAAGACUUGUCAUGGAUGUUUUGA
Molecule: messenger RNA, 1824 nt
Organism: Pyrus x bretschneideri (Chinese white pear)
Lineage: Eukaryota; Viridiplantae; Streptophyta; Magnoliopsida; Rosales; Rosaceae
Product: F-box/LRR-repeat protein 14
Exons: 3
Coding region: 421-1824 (467 amino acids)
Biological process (GO): SCF-dependent proteasomal ubiquitin-dependent protein catabolic process
Cellular component (GO): SCF ubiquitin ligase complex
Molecular function (GO): protein binding
Source: RefSeq, a predicted model, not a curated record